AUGAACAUCGGAGUUAUGGAGAUAGUGCCGGAGUUAGUGGCCGAUUCCAAACUGGACACAAUCUUCAAGAAAGGUUUCACGAUCCAUCAUGUUCGGACGCCGGAUACGACUCCUCUUCUCGGAAAGAAUAAAAAGAAGCAGAAGUGGGAGCAGUCCAAAGAACUUGGUCGGGGAUCGUUCGGGACUGUUUGGCUGCAAAAGCUGGUAGGAGGCGGCGACAAAGACACAGACAAACGAGCCGUCAAGCAAAUUGAGAAGAGGUCUGCAGUCGACUACAGUCAUGAGCUGGAUGCGAUAGCGAAAUUCUCUCAGGACAAGUUCAACUAUUCGUUCGUCAAGUCGCUUGGAUGGUACGAAGAUGACAAACACGUAUACAUCUCGAUGGAAUAUCUUCCCCACGGCGAUCUAAGCCGCCAUUUUGACGAGUUUGGCCCACUACUAGAGCAUGAAGCCCAAUCCGUUGCUCAUCAGAUAUUAGACGGAUUGAAGAGUAUGCACGACCACGGCUUCGUUCAUCGUGAUCUGAAGCCACAAAAUGUUCUGAUCAAAGAGCGCAGCCCUAACUGGUGGGUCAAGCUUGGCGAUUUUGGGGUCAGCAAGCGUAUGCAGGACGCGGCUUCACUCAGUACAUAUACUGGUACAGAUGGCUUCAUGGCACCCGAAGUCAUCAUGAGAAAAGGUCACGUUAAUUGGAAGAUCCUCGCUGGACGCAAAUCAUACACGGAUGCAGUAGAUAUAUGGGCUUUGGGUGCACUAGUUUUCCAGGCUCUCACUGGCAGCGAGCCUUUCGCAAAAGAUCUGGGGUCCUACGUCGAGGGGAAAACGCCUUUCCCUUAUCAAGUGCUGCAAGCGCAAAGUAUCUCACGGAAAGGAUGCGACUUACUGGAGAGACUUUUGCAAGUCAUUCCUGAGAACCGUCCCACAGCAUCCGAAGCUCUCCAAGAUCCCUGGCUUAAAGCACAAGAGGCUACUCAAAGAGACUCGAUUGAAUCGCUGAGACCGGCUUCUACACUACACGAACAAGGCAAGAACGCGACUAACUUUCUCCGUAACAUGGCGCAGCAGACAGCAUCUACUGUCGCAUCUGCGGCAUCCCUGGCCUGGAGCGAUGCGGAAAGGUCUACUAUAGUGUUCAAAGCCCUCGACUCUGUCAGAACUGCAGCCAAAGAACGAUUUCCCACAUCUUCACGACGCGGUGCCGAUGCUGUAGAUCUAGAGUCACACGGAAAUGCUCUUGGUCUUACGACCCUAGUAGAACAACCAUCACCAUCUGCCAAUGACUCAUCUACCUUUGACCUACCGACUGAUCAUACGGUACAGAAGCAGGCUUCAGUGUCUCACGAAUCACUGGAUGGCUCAACUUUGAACCAAGCCAAUAGCUCAACGCUCUCAGGGAGAGUGGAAAGUGUGAAAAGUCCCAGAAGUUCGGAAGAAGAGCGCCGGUCCGGCAGCGCGACACCACCAUAUGGGCCGAGAUCAGUAACACUGUGCUCCGAUCUGGGCAGUACAGAGUCUCUACAAGAGACUGAAGAAUAUUUUGAUAGGCCGAUAACCGUCGAUGACUUUACUCUUUCUCCUGGCACAACCCUAUCAGAGGCAUCACCAUCACAGUCAACAUCAGACACCUCCCCAAGGGCGCCCAGCGGCCAUUGGACUAGGGCGAUGCCAUUCUCUCAGCUGUCUUUAGACAGUGCCAGUGCAAGCCCCAUGAGUCCGGCGUGGUCAAAAGAUUCUUCCAUCGUUCGUGAGAAAGGCUGCACGAUCAGGCCUCUCGAACUACCAAGCGACCUUAUGCAUACGCUGGAGCCCGAUGCAUAUGUCAUUAUCGUACCAGGCUUGGGUGAUCCUCCUGCCGAGAUCUGGAGUAGAGACGGCUUCCACGAUGAGCCACUUGUGCGCGACCUCACCAAGCACUACAUGAACAUACAAGUCCUUGCCCUCGAACACGGCUUACCAGUCAAUGGAAAAGACUUCAACCGCUGGAACCAAGUCAGGGAUAGUUCACACACGAUGAUGCAGCAGCUCCAUGAAUAUCGCGAGCGGACUAAUUUCUUCUGGAAGUCUAGUAGCCUUGAGCUCCGAAGCUUCCCGGCCCAGUGGCAUAAGGAUCUCGUCAACAAUACAGUCGGAAUCGUCUUUCUUGGAACACCCCAUCCUACGGACGAGAACAAGGCAGAUCAUGAGAAUAUGCUGGGUAUCAUUACAAGACCGCCUACAUCCAGAAGGUCAAAAACCAUCGACAGGAAGCUCAUGGACCUGGAACUCCAAACCAGAUAUGUGUGCUCACUCUCCAACGAAUUCGAGAAGUACAUCCGCGAGUCCCUUCCGAACUUUCCCAUCUUGUCAAUCUGGGAUGGUCGAGAGAGCAAAGCAAUGCGCGUGGAAGAGACGAAGUUGCUUGGGCGUAGAUGGAGACCAGGGAAAUACGUGAUUGUUACCUACGAACUAGCCAAGAUUGGCUUGCCAAACGAACAGAUGAUGGUGGCUGAUUGCGAUCACUAUGAGUUGUGCACACAUUACAAUCCCGAGUUUCGACAAAAGAUCAUCGGCUUCUGUCAUGAGAAGCUCCUGGAAGCACAUGGCAGAAUGCUAGGGAGGCCAGAAAGUUCAUCCAUCGCUUCAAGCAACGUCUUGGGCGAAGGCUCGAAUGUGCCUUCGCCAUGGUAG
Alternaria viburni is the source of this 2667-nucleotide messenger RNA. RefSeq lists its product as uncharacterized. Gene Ontology annotation, biological process: meiotic recombination checkpoint signaling; protein phosphorylation. Gene Ontology annotation, molecular function: protein serine/threonine kinase activity; ATP binding. The transcript is spliced from 6 exons. Gene Ontology annotation, cellular component: nucleus; cytoplasm. The record is from RefSeq and is a predicted model, not a curated record. Bases 1 to 2667 code for a protein of 888 amino acids. NCBI's taxonomy places the organism in Eukaryota, Fungi, Ascomycota, Dothideomycetes, Pleosporales, Pleosporaceae.